AUGGUGGAAUGUGAUACUGAAAGCAAUGUAUCCCGUCCACAACUGGAUCAAACAUUGACGAAAGCCUUACAGAUUGCUGAUUACGUUUUUGUAAUGACAAUGACAUUUGAACUGCUGGUGAAAAUCGUCGCAAAUGGCUUAUUCUUCACACCGAAGGCUGUUGUCAGUGAUGUCGGCGGCGUGAUGACCAUGUUCAUAUAUUUCACUAGCGUAGCCUUUUUGAUGUGGAUGCCUCGUCAUGUCGAGAUCAACUCGUUCGCUCAACUUUUGAUGAUAUUCCGUGCAAUGAGACCUCUACGUGUAUACACACUGGUUCCACACAUACGACGGGUUGUUAUGGAGUUUUUUCGUGGAUUCAAAGAAAUUUUAUUGGUCACCAUACUCAUGAUUGUUGUAAUGUUCGUCUUUGCAAGCUUCGGAGUGCAAAUGGUUGGAGGCAAGCUGGCCGCCUGCAAUGACCCAACUAUCAAGUCCAGGGAAAAUUGUACGGGAAUAUUUUGGCAAAAGAUCUUUGUCACACGGCUUGAAGUUUUUGGAAAAGACGAUGAAGGGAUGCAUCCGAAAAUAUUAGUACCACGUGUAUGGACGAACCCAAGGAAUUUCAAUUUUGAUCACGUCGGCAACGCUAUGCUUGCGCUGUUUGAGACACUGUCAUACAAAGGUUGGAAUGUGAUCAGAGACAUUUUAUGGAGCCGGCAAGGGCCUGUGAGUUUUCUGGAACGUUAA
Messenger RNA from Cooperia oncophora, 726 nucleotides. The record is from the annotation of a GenBank genome assembly. NCBI's taxonomy places the organism in Eukaryota, Metazoa, Nematoda, Chromadorea, Rhabditida, Trichostrongylidae.